Molecule: messenger RNA, 8906 nt
Organism: Anopheles arabiensis
Lineage: Eukaryota; Metazoa; Arthropoda; Insecta; Diptera; Culicidae
Gene: pps
Exons: 9
Coding region: 617-7957 (2446 amino acids)
Biological process (GO): DNA-templated transcription
Cellular component (GO): nucleus
Molecular function (GO): protein binding
Source: RefSeq, a predicted model, not a curated record
GCCUCUUCACACUCACUGAACGAAAAGAUUGGCUCUGAAAUAACUGCGACAGCACGCCACUAAUUCUUUGAUACCUUUUUAUUUAUGCUUUCCUCCAUGUUGCACACUGCAUUGAGCAUCGUUCAUAUAUUCCAAUAACCGAAUUCCUUAUCUAAACAUCGGAGACAGAAUUGGUGGGCGCGUUUUUGCCAGUUUCUUGGAUUAGAGUGUGUGAGCGAGAAAAAAACAUGGCGUCGGCUGGCUAGGCGCAUUCUGGUGUUGUUUGUGCUCGUGGUUUUAUUGGCGUUUUUGGUGGCUGGUGUUGCUAGAAUGAAGCGGAUUGGUUGCAAUUGAAGUGAAAUGUAUCAAUGUAAAGCGAACUAAAUAGGCUUCAUCGUUUAACCAUAUCACACGCGCUUUUGGUGUUGUAUGUGAGCAUCGGUCAAUCACUUUUGGGCGGGCAUUUUUUUAUCAAUAACAACAUCACUACUUGAGCGGAUGUUGUACUUGUGUGUGGGUGUCAGCUUUAGUGCACGCAGCACGUUCUUCCGGACUUCGAUUGUGCUUUUUUCUUGUAUGAAGAAGACCUCCACCGGGAGAGUAGAAUGCCCAUGCUAGAAGCGCAAGGAAUAAAGCAAUGUCAAGCUCAGUGUUCAAAGUGUACGCCUCUUCCAGCCGCGAUGGGUUCGAGAGUGAUGCCGGUUCCAGCGGCGGUAUUGGCGCGAAGGAACGUGAUGUAAGCGAUUCCUGUGCUGUUCACGAAGAUCUGAAAAUCGAUUCAAAUUUGGUCAUUUUGGUCAACAAGGAUGGAUCCGUAUCGGUAGAUCAAAGCACUCUCCAGAGCCUGCUAGCCAAUGAAACAAAUGAUACAUCGGUGAGCGUGGUGCGGAUAUCCUCCCCAACGCCAAGCAUUGAGGAGGAAAUCGAAGAAGAACAGCGACUGCGUAAGGAAGAGAAACAGCAAAUGGAUGCUGAUGCUGGCAGCUCUAAUGAAGAUUCGAACGAGGACAGUAAUUCCGUCGCUGGUACCAGCUCCGCUACGUCGAGCGUCGCCGGAGUAGCACCCCGGCGAGGGCGAUCUACAGCUAAGAAAAGCUUGAGCACGAUGCUGCUGGGAGACGACGAUGAUCCAAAGCACGUUAGUUUGACGGUGGAAGCUUAUUACCCCCCAAAGGAGGCGUCAAAUUUUGCCGCCCAAGUGCUCAGCUUAACUGGCUACGAGCAUCCUCUACGCAAGGAGGCAGUUGACAUCGAAUACUUGAAGCUACUCGUUUCAAACGAUCAUUGCUAUACGCCACUUUCUUCGCCGACACAAAAAUUGCCCCCAAGAACGUUGCUGGAUGAUGCCGAUUCGUCCGAAGAAUGCACUGUCACUACGGCCAGCAAACCUAAGAUCGAUGGCAGUUUUGUGAGUCAAUCAGUCAGUGGAAAGGGUGUCGAUGUGCGUAAACCAUCCAGCGUGAAGGUAAUCAAAGUUGGCCCUGUGGCGGUAUCAGCAGCCGGCUCGACACCUCAGAACAAAUUGAAAAAAUCGACGUCAGCUGUAGGAGUUACGCCGCCGGAGCAGAAAAAGGUAACCAAGCCCACUAAACCUGUUGGAAAGCCAGCUCAUGAUGUUGAUGACGAAGAAGAGGAGGAUGACGACUUCGAUUCGGAGUAUUCCGACGAAGAGUCUUCAUUCUCGGAAGAAGAUGAUGAGAUGGAUGCAGACUUUAGUGUCAGUGGACGUUCGACGAGCAAGAAACGAAAGCAAACAGCAAAGAGUAAGGUUUCGCCGAAAACGAUGCCACGAGCGCAGUAUAAAAAAUCUGACUUAAAAGAGCUAAAUGAGUCCAUGACCAAGGAAGGCGAUAAGCAUAAACAGGGAAAGGUAAUCGUAAAAUCGGCAACGCCAGUAGUUGUGAAAACACCUUCACAAAAAUCUACCAUCGUUAAAGUGGAGCCCAGUGUUAAGGGAUUGCCUGUGAAGAAAGAUGCUGUAAGGAUUCACUCUAGUUCCUCGUCCUCGUCUGGAUCAACGACACCGACACUGGUUAGCAGCAACAAACAACUGCCGCAUGGAGCUGUCUCUGGAAAGAUUCAAACUAAACUGGAUUCUAGCAUGCCCAAACAGCCGGCAGCUUCUGUCGCGGCAGCAGUCGCGUCGCUUGCCGCAGCUAGUGUACCGGUUGCCAAGAAAGAAAAGAAACCCAAAACCAAUCCACACGAUGCCGCAUUAUUUAGCGAUAUGUCUGCACUAUUUUCUACACCAGAUAUAAUCAAAAAAGUUAAUGCUAACAAACCGUCAACCCCUAGUAGCAUUUCCUCAGCAAAUACUAGUACGAGUAACGUUUUGCCCGUUACCACCACCACCACUAGUUUAACAACAGUAAAAGGACCUGCUCAUUCAACGAUGAAAACUACCGAACAGAAACAACCAGUAAUGCAGAUACAAGCGCCAGCAUCGGCUACCCUUACGCAUCCUAGCACAGAGCAAAGAUUGGAUCUGAUUGAUGCAAUCGUACAAGAAGAUUUACGACAACCAGUAACUGUUACACCCGUCACUGAAUCUUUAGGCUCCGCACAGACGACGAAUGCACAACCAGCCGAAAUUCCAAACAUUGUAAAAAUGUUAGAAACAACGUCCAAUACAGUGGACACAGUGCGUGCGGGAGCCAUGACGGCUAUGCUUCCCGAGGUGAAAGCUAUUCAGCCAGUGGCACCGGCCGUGGACAUCUUACCCGAUACCAGCAUCCUGGAGGCGCUGACCAGUAACGAUGAUGCCUUGCCGGAAGAAUUGCUCGAGCAUGUGGCGGAGUUGGCGAAAAACAAGGAACUGCAGGAAAUACUCGAUAAGCAGGUGUUAGGAGUGAUAAGUCCGGAUGGACUUUUAGCUCCACCGGUUCUACCUAUGGGCGGUGGUAUGACAAACUUGAUGCCGGAGCAACCGAUUGUACAGCCUACUGCAAAUAGCGCUGUACCCUUUGGACCUGCAACUGCAGUACCGGAGGAACACAAUGUUAAUCCAGUUUCCAUGGCACCAUUGACCCCCAAUGAUGCCGCUCAGGAGCAAUCCACCAUCCAAGAUCAGCCAGCGGUUCAACGGAAAGAUGCGAUUCUAAUUCGUCGUAGUGACGGGCGCGUAAUAACGCUGCCUCCAAUAGAAGCACCCACAACACGCGCGUCUAAACGACGGUCACAAAUUGGUGGAUCGAAUACACCGACAACGUCUCGCAAGCCUACCGAACAGCCACCGGCAACUGCGGCUGAUAGUUCUGAAACAGUCGCUGCAUCUGACACGCCCAAGCUUUCAAGACGUCAGUCCGUUGCAAAGGGUGUAAUGACUCCAUCCUCCUCUCGACCCGCUACGCCUACAGCCGCCAUGGUUGAAGCUGGUAGCUUAGUGGAGGGUAAAGGCGAACAAAAAACGACUGACGACGCAACGGCAAACAAACGAAACAGUAAAGUGCGCCAAUCGGUGGAUAGUACUCGCGUGAAACGAGUUAGCUCGUCCAAUGUGGCAAUCGCCAUAGAAGCAGCGCAGGACGAUGAUUACGAAUCAGAUGAGAGUUGGAACUCGGAAGACGAUCCAGAUCGGCUUUGGUGUAUUUGCAGACAACCUCACAACAAUCGCUUUAUGAUAUGUUGCGACUCGUGUGAGGACUGGUUCCACGGUAAAUGCGUCAACAUCACUAAAGCGAUGGGCCAACAAAUGGAGCAAGACGGCAUCGAAUGGACUUGCCCUAACUGUCUUAAAAAGAAACAAGAUCGACAGCAACCGAAGUUGAUGGCAUUUUGGCAAAAAAGUAGUGACACCGGAACCACGGAAGCAAAUGCUGAUGCGAUUCCUAAGAUCACACAUCCGGCAGCACCCACACCGUCAACGGCUAGCGAUGUGACGAAUUGUGUAGUUUGUACUAAACGUGCUAAACCUAGCUCGAUUUACUGUAGCGAUGAAUGCAUUCGUAAACACGCUUCUAGUACCAUUGUGAACGCGCAGUCAUCUAAGGUGGACAAAUCCAAGGACCGUCCUCCUGUCGCUUCUUCCCCUGCCACGGCAUCGGUUGGCAAUACAGAUUCAACAAAUGAAAGUCACAUUGUAAUAGUAAUGGAGCGAAAAACUGGUCGUUGCUUAACAGGAAGAAAUGCACCUUCAUUAGAUAAACUCAAAAGCUGGCUUCAAGCGCAUCCAACAUUCGAGCUUGUGCCACCCGGUUCGGCUCAAGCGUCGAUUAUUCUUGCCAAACAGGCUGAAGUUCGGAAGCAGCAACUCGCUAAAGAAGCGGCGGAAAAGAAACCUUCCUCUUCCGUUAAUGCUACAAUUACAUCUUCCAGCGGCGUUGGUGGAUCGUCUCCCAAGGUUCAAACUCAGCUUAAAUUUAACGAACAGAAAAAGAUGGUUCUAUCCACAUCUGCCUCGGGCUCGCCGCAACCGGGUGUAAAGUCGCAAAAUUCUCCGAAAAUUCUCCCGACAACAAGCAGCAAGCAAAUUCAGCAAAAAUCUAGCUCGUCUACUCCUAGCGCCUCUACUCCCGUUGUGCCAGUGAAGGGAACUGCAACGCCUGUGGCCAAAACUGCAUCGAAUGUUGCAAAUCCACCGAAAUCGAAUACAAACAGCAGCGUCCCGAUCUCACCGAGCAGUACACCGAUCAGCAAAAAACAACAAAAACCAAUUCAUACACCUUCGCCUUCAUCGUCCACCGCAUCAGAUCAAACAAAACAGUUCAAAGGAUCAAAAUCAUCUACUACUCCUGCUGGUGAAAACAUUCGUGUGACUGUCAAGAAAACAUUGAAGGAGCACCUUAUGCAACGUACCGCUGAACUGCUAGAAGAUAGUACGAUUAUGCGACUCACGGAAGAAGAAAUUGAUCGCUUCGUAGACGACACCGAACGGGAAAUGUUUAUCCUGUUCAACAAGGACACUGGAAUGAAGUAUCGAGCCAAGUACCGAUCAUUGGUGUUUAACAUAAAAGAUCGCAAGAACUUAUCACUGUUCCAAAAAAUAUCCGAGAAAUUAAUUGAACCAAAGCAAUUGGUUCGUAUGACCGCCGACGAAUUGGCCAGUCAAGAACUGGCGCAAUGGCGCGAGAAAGAAGCUAAACAUCAGUUAGAAAUGAUAAAGAAAUCGGAAUUAGAUUUGCUUGCCUGUGCGAAGAAUUACGUUCUGAAGACGCAUAAGGGCGAAGAAGUGAUCGAAGGAAAAACGGAUGAUCGUGUUCAGUUGGACCCUUCGGCGCCUGUUGAGGAUGUAGUUCUUCUGCUAAACAAUUCGGCUGUUAGCAGUACGAGUGAGAUGGAUGAUUCAUCUACUGGUUUGCUGGAAGGCUCGCAUCGGUCGAAAGAGUACGAAUAUGGCGGCGUGUAUGGUAAAACGUACUCUGGUCUAUACGGCAUGGGAUCAAUAUCCAGCAGCAGUGGUGUAACAACACUCAGCAGCGGAAAGCUUGAUAGUCACGGUUCCGGUGGUGCAGGUUCAUCAUCAUCUUCGUUACGCAAAAAAGAAUCUCGCCGAAGUAGUCGCAGUCGCAGUCGCAGCCGUGGAAGAAAACACGAACGCGAUCGCUCGCGGGAUCGCAGCCGCUCCAAGCACAAACGAAAACGCAGCCGUGAACGUAGCCAUGAAAGGCAUUCCAGUCGAGACAGGGACCGCGAGAAAGAACGCGAUCGUGACAAAGAACGGGAUCGUGAUCGUGAUCGGGAACGCGAUCGAGACCGCGAACGGGAUCGUGAUCGUGAUCGUCAUCAUAAAGGACGCGAACGUAGCAAAGAUCGCCCUAAACAUGAAAGGAAGAGCUCACGCGAGAAGGAAGCAUCAUUGAAAAGUUCUUCGGAGAAACGAAGAACGUCGACUGCUAGUCGUGGUGCCGAAACUUCAUCUGAUCCGAACACGACAACAGAUGGUAAAACUAUUGAAGCGCAAAGCAAAACUACUACAGGGUCGACGAAAAAACGAACAGAAGAACUAACGAAAGACACAACUAAACAACCAUCCGCGAUAGAAACGCUUAGUGACAAGGGAGUUGAGAAAACGGAAACAAACAAGACAGACACAGAUGAUUUGGGUGAGGUUGUUGUGUCGGAAAAACAUCAAUCGACUGUGGAAAAAAAUGCCGAGGCUUCUAACAGUUCAGCCGUAGCAGUAGAAAGCACGGUUAAAGACUCGAAGUCCGAGCAGGACCAAGAACCGACAAGCACAGUUACAAUUCCAACACCCCCGCACUAUCCAUAUGAAGGAGAAUCCCUGGAGGAACCGGAAAGCAGCGACCCCGUUGAUCAACAAAAACUAGAAGCAGAAAAGAACUACUGGACGGGUAGCGUACACAUGAUCGAUGUUGCGAGCAUCGAAAUGUCAAUACGCGCUGUUAGCGGAGAAAUACACGAUGUAGUGAAAGACUUCACAGUGGAUCUGAAUAUUUGCGGAACUAUUAAACCAGAGAUUGUUUGGGAAUACAUUGGGCAGAUAAAGAAGAGUCCCAAUAAAGAGGUCUGUUUGGUGCGUUUCCAUUCGCCGGAAGCAAGCGCAUAUUACACACUGUACAAACAUCUUCACUCUCGCAAACGGUACAGUGUAGUGAAGUCACCGUCGGCUUCUAUUAAGGACUUUUACAUUUUUCCAUUGCCGGCGGAUCAAAUGAUACCGAUGAUUUUAAAACCUCUUAGGGGUAUUGGUAUCAUUGAAGGUGAUAAUAAACCAAACCUUUUGCUAGGUAUACUGGUAAAGAUCAAGGGAGGCAAACGACCAGCAGCUUCGAAUUCUUCCGUUACGUCAGCUCCAUCAAAGGUCGUACGGCACCAGCCGAAAAGUUCGAUCAGUAGUGCAAGUGGAAAGUCCAGCACAAGCUCAUCGACGUCCAGUAAAUCUUCUUUGAUGCAGCAAGUUAUUACAAAGUACACUUCCAAGGAACCAGCCAAUGAAGCGCCAGCAAAACCGGACGUGGACUUGAAGCAUGACACAGCGACAGUGCGAUCUGAAUCGGCUACUAGCUUAGAAUCGAAUAAAUUGAGCACCCCUGAUACUCCGGCCAAUGAUCCGAUGGAUAUGGAAGUCGAUAUGAAUAUCAUAAAAGCACCGAUCGCAGGCAAAGUCAUGACCGUAGAAGGAAACAGCAACAGUAGCACCAUUGGAUCGAGCCGUGCACCGGAAUCUAGCGCCAUGCUGAUAGAUGACGACGACGAUGAACCGUACUCUCCUGGAGGUGGGAGCGAUGAUAGUAAUUUCGCCGAUGUGACCGCUAUCGUCGAUACGUCAAAGGUGGCACGUACUUCAACCUCCGAACACGGGGUUGAUAUAGAAGAAGAGCGAAUACGCAUCGCCAUGGAUGAACUGAACAGGAAAAUUGCAGAACAAAAGAACGAAAUCGUUGGUCUGAUCAGCAUGGCCGAACUUAAGGAGGACGAAAUUAAUUCCGCCUUACCGCCGUCACUGAUCAACGAAAUACCCAUACCUCCCAACCUAUCACAAAUUCUGGCCAGUAUUAAGGGAGGCAGUAAUACAGCAGCAGGUGUUGCAAGUGUGCCGUCCGUAGAAAACGUCGGCGAAGUUUCUUCUGGGCCAUCUUUCGGCUCACUAGCGGCAGAACCCGUAACGGCUGUCACGAACCGAACUUCCGAAGCGAAUGCAGACGAGGAGGAGGAGGAAUACAACCCGACGACACCUUCCCUGUACUGUGGAUACAAAGCUGCACCAUCUAUUCCUUACUCUGCCAUACCAGUUGCCAACAGUCAAGGUGAUAUAGAUGAACGCAUUCUCCCUGCAACGCUGCUGCCAGCGACGGUGGCGGUACCAAAUGCUGCGUCGUUUGAUCCUGUCACUUCCCUUACUGCUGCUGGAGAAGUGCUGGCUAACCUAGCCGGCAGCUUGCCUUCGGUUAGUAACGUUUGUCAGCCUGCGAGCGGUUCUGAAGGCGAAAGCCGGUUGGCGAAAUUGUCAGAAGCGGAGUUACUAAGCAUGGUACCGGACGAUGCGGUAUUGCCAGAUUCUUCGUCGAAGGAUUCCUAAACAAGAGUUUGUAUCUACUUUCAUAUAAGUACGAAAGUAAUGUUUAAACAGCGUUCUAUGCGUAAACCAUUAAGGUUUGUAUGCAUAGAUGUUUUUGUGAUACGUUGUUUAGAAAGUAAAAAAAACGUAAAGUAGUAGUGAUGAUGAUACGUGAAAUUAUCAGCUCUACACAAGUGACAUAUAAGAUAAUGCUUUAAGAUCAAUACACCACAUUGUAAGCCGUUCCGAACGCAAAUGUCUUUGAAACAGAUCCAAACUUUUACGCAGUGAAACCUAUUUUCUGCAUUCCUGCAUUGAGCACUCUUCGAUAUUGAUUAUAAUAACAGUACAUAUUUGAUAGUGUUUCAACUGUGGGCACAAAGGCAAUAUAAAUGGAAAACUAGUAACUGCAAUUGUAUUUCAGUCUUUCGAUACUUCUUGUCGAAUCAAUUUUCAUAACACAAAUUAGCAUCAAAUUGGAAGAUCGAAUGGGUAGCUCCUUUGACUGUAGUAUUACAUUUUGGAUGAUGUGUUCUAUCGUAACAAAGCUAUUGUGUAUAAUUGCAAUACAUAAAUGAAUGUAAAAAACUGUUUGCAAAUACUGCUUGAAUUUUAAGUACAUUAGCUUUCGACACCUGAAUUUUAAUUUUCAAGUUUUGUAAUAUAUAAGCCUAGUACUAUAGAGUAGUAAUUUCCGAAACACGAACAACCACCAUUUUGGAAAUGUGAUGAAGCUGGGAAAAAAUAUGCAUUUAUCUGUUCGUGUAUUAUUUUAAGGCGAAGUUACAGCAGCAGCAUAACCUAACACUAGGCAAGUAAAAUAUUCUUCUUGAUGGACCCCUGCAUAAUUCAAACGGAUAGUGACUAUUCAUUGCAUGACGAUAGAAGUGAAAUAUUUUAGCUCCUGGAGGCUUCCGUGUUUCUUUUAUAAUAGUCCUUACAAUUGAUGAAAUAAACAUGAUUAAGAAUA